UCCAGCGCCUGCGUGUGCGUCCUUCACAUUCAUGAACACUUACCUGUGAGGAUGAGCAUGUGUCUUCUCUGGCUCGGCCUGCUCCACAUCAGCCUAAGCGCACUGUGGCAAGCGGCCAACAUACAGGCAGCAGUGACCAUUGAUCAGGUGACACUGACAGUGCUUCCUGCUAAUAAUGUGGAGAGUGGCACUAACGUGAUCUUGCGUUGCGAGGCCAGUGUCAGUCAGAGCCUCCCCCAGCCGCUGACAUACUCCUUCAGCCUCCUGCAGGACAGUCAGGUGAUGUACUCCAAAAAUAGCAGUGCCUCAGUGGUGGAGCGCAGUUUAUCUCCAGCCAGGGUGUCCAACUCUGGUCGCUACCAGUGCAGUGUCCACAUCUACAACAAGCAAAAGAUGAGUAACAUUCUGUCAUUAAGAGUCACAGCUGACAGGGCGAUCUUUAAUAUAACCUCCAUCAGUUUUCCUGAAGAGAUCUACAGCUUCAGAUGUCAGGCUUCUAACCAUGUGCCAUCGUUCAGUAAGACCAGUGAGCCCCUUAGAGCACCAGUCAUAGUACCCGUUUCCAGGCCUGACCUGGAGCCGAAGGAAGUUACGGUCACAGAGGGGUCAGAUCUCAUCCUCAUCUGCAGUGUACACCAGGGCACUUACCCCAUCACCUUCACCUGGUAUUAUAACAGAGUUAAGCUCCCUUCCUCCACCCAAGAAGUCAGAUCAUUAGAAGGAAGUUAUGUCGUUAAAGCCAUCGAACAAAACCAGAGAGGCGACUACUACUGUGAGGCAUCUAAUUACGCCAUUGAAACCAAAAAGAGUUAUCCAGCCAGAAUUGGCGUCAGUUUAGCACUGUGGAAGAAAGCUCUUAUUGGAGUGUUCUGUAUCUUGCUUUUGGUGGCUAUCGUCAUAGUCCUGACAGUCCUUUUGAAGAAAUUGUCAAAUCCACGCAGAAAAAAGCAAGCAACUGAGUUAUCAGUAAAACCUUCACGGCCCAAAUCAGGUGAUCCCAUGAGAAUAAGCCUUACUCUCGACAUUGAAGAUAACACUGCUCUCAAUGGAACUCCCUGUGUGAUGGGCAGGAAUGUCUGGAGUGAAAAUGUAUCUGGCUCAGAUUCUGACAAUCAUACUGAUGAAGACUCUGAGCUGGUUCACCCACAGGAAGUCGAUCCCAGAGGAGAUGUUCCCGUGAAGAAAACCACAGAGCCCGAAUACAGUGUCCAGCACACAGAGGUCCAGGUGUCCACACCAGGAGUUUCGGAACAGGCUGAGGGCCAGGCGGCUCUGGAAUAUGCACAACUCAACAACAGUGAACAAGAACCUGCAUGAGUCUCGACACUUUACAUCUAAUUUAUUCAGCUUCUCCACCACCAGAAGCUGAUUUUCAAUCAUGAUGUGCUGACUUUGAAUAUUGUACUUUGAUUAUUAACAUUACUUUGUGGCUUGGAUUUGUUACAUGAGUCAAAUUUGUUAUGAUGUUUGUAUAUCAGAGAUUAAAAUGU
This is a messenger RNA of Sinocyclocheilus rhinocerous, 1490 nucleotides long. RefSeq names its product platelet endothelial cell adhesion molecule-like. NCBI's taxonomy places the organism in Eukaryota, Metazoa, Chordata, Actinopteri, Cypriniformes, Cyprinidae. Gene Ontology annotation, biological process: cell surface receptor signaling pathway; immune response. The transcript has 12 exons. Bases 52 to 1317 code for a protein of 421 amino acids. Gene Ontology annotation, molecular function: transmembrane signaling receptor activity. The record is from RefSeq and is a predicted model, not a curated record. Gene Ontology annotation, cellular component: external side of plasma membrane.